UAUUCCCCGGCAGCCAAGAAGCUGUGGGGAGUCGAAGAGUCGAAGCCCGACGACGGGAAGAGCAUUCUCUUCGGAGACCAAUGGAGAGAUGCUGCGUGGAGCACAGGACACAACUCUGGAUCGGAUACUGGAGGGCUGGGUGUAAAGAUGGUGGAAUAUGUCCUGGGAUCCUCUCCCACUUCCAAGGACACCUUAGACAACAGGAUGGCCAGGCUGCAUCUGGGCAUGAACUCUAACGAUCCAUCCGAGAAGCUGAAGAAGCUGAAAUCUCUCUCCUUCGAUGGUGAAAUGAAAGCGAAAGAGCAAGAGAACGGAGCCGUCAUCCACCAGGCUAACGGAAUCAUGCAGAACGGACUCGGUGAUGACAACGGAUAUCACCACGGGGGCAACAGUCGCCAAUCCAGCCCCAGCGAAGACUUGCAGAAGAAGGGGCUCCUUGGCGAGGGGGCCAAGCUGCCCAAGGCGGAGCAGAUGCUGCCCCCCAACUCCAACGCAGUGGUGCUGGAGGGCGGACCCUUCGAGGGGGGCCUCGACCCCCUCCCCUUCGACUACCCCUCGGCCUUCAUGGACUCCCCCAACCCCCUGGACUACUCGGGACAGAUGGCCUCCCGGAAGAUGAUGAUGAAUCGAGCAGAUGAUAAGUUUGGCUCCUCAAAUUUUUCAUGUACAGACCCUCAGCAUUUUUUCAUGGAAUUGUACCAGCGCAGCCAAGGACAGCCCAUGCCCCUCAUGGGGCAGCAGCAGUUUCCCCUCCAGCAGCAGUCCAAUCCUGCGGCCUCCCCCGCCCCUCCCCCCUUUGCCUCCCACAGCCCCUACACGGUGGUGAAUGCGCAAGACCCCUAUGGAGCUGCCCCCCCUCCCAUGGGGACGCUCAUGCCUGGCCCAGCCAUGGUUCCACAGUAUUAUGGAGUGCCCCCCUGGGGCAUGUUCCCUGGCAUGGUGCAGGGAGGCCAGGGCCAGACGCCCGGGGCACAGGGGCCCCUUUUGAGAGGAGGGGGCGCCAGGCCCAUGACACCUCAAGGCACAGCAGAGACCAUGGCACAGACACAAGGAAUGCAAGGACCAGGUGGUCAGUACCAAGUGAUGGCCCCUUCCUAUUACGAGAAUGGCCAGGUGGCUAUGAUGGGCAAUGCCAGGGGCAUGGGGGCCCCCAUGAGGCUCGUGCCCCCCGUUCUGGUCAAUCCCAAUCCUAACAACAACCCCCCAGGUGCCCUGGGAAGUGGGGCCCUCCGCCUGCUGGGGGCCCAGCAGGGCCAGCAGACCCCCUCGGCCAGCCUCUUCGGGGGCAGCGGGGGGCAAGGGGGACAGCAGCAACAACCCAACUCCAACCCCCUCUACACAUCCAGCUCCAGCAUGACCUUCAGCCACCCCAACUCUGGCCUCGGUUUCUCCGGCAACGGGGGGCAGCUGGGCUACGGGUCGGGGCUCGGACUGGGCCAGGCCCAGGGGGCCCUGGGCUACGGGUCAGGCUCCAUGGGGCCCAUCGGGGCCUCUCUCUCUGCCAUCGGUACAGGCCUGGGCGGCACGGGGGGCUCCCCCAGACGAGACUCCUUUGACCGCCGCGAGGGCCCUGCCUCCCUGGGGGGCGGGGGGUUCUCCGCGGGGGGCGAGGGCUCUCGCUCCCAGCAGAAGGGCAGCGGGGGCCAGUUCUACGGGCCCCUGGGCUCUGUGGCCGCCUCUGGCCCGGGCCCCAUCGGAAUGGUUCCCCCCAGCCAGUCACUCACCCCACCCCCCUCCCUCAAUGGGGGGGCACUCGGAAGCCUCAACCUGGGUGCCUUGGGCUCCAGGAUGUUGAGUGCUGCUCCAGGCGCAGAAGCCAAAUACAUGAUCCGGAAUGGACCCCUCACCAACAAUGUGUUUGGCACUUCUUCCGGAACACUCUUCCCCAGGAACACACUACAGAGGAGUUCGAGCCUGGAAAAGCCCACGGGGCGCAGCCGCCUGUUGGAAGACUUCAGGAACAAUCGCUACCCUAACUUGCAGUUGAGAGACCUGGCAAACCACAUUGUGGAGUUUUCACAAGACCAGCACGGCUCUAGGUUCAUCCAGCAGAAGCUGGAGCGUGCCACCCCGGUGGAGAGGCAACUGGUGUUCCAGGAGAUCCUGGGUGCCGCCUACAGCCUGAUGACGGACGUGUUCGGCAACUACGUCAUCCAGAAGUUCUUCGAGUUCGGGACGGGAGAGCAGCGCCAGGCCCUGGCCCAGAAAGUGAAGGGCCACGUGCUGCCCCUGGCCCUGCAAAUGUACGGAUGCAGGGUCAUACAGAAGGCGCUCGAGUCCAUACCGCCCGAGCAGCAGAAGGAGAUUGUCAAGGAGCUGGACGGCCAUGUGUUGAAGUGCGUCAAGGACCAAAAUGGCAACCACGUGGUCCAGAAGUGCAUAGAGUGCGUCGAGCCCGUAUCCCUGCAGUUUAUCAUCAACGCCUUCCAGGGACAGGUGUUCUCGCUGUCGACGCACCCGUACGGGUGCCGGGUGAUCCAGCGGAUCCUGGAGCACUGCACCUCGGAGCAGACGGGCGGGGUGCUGGAGGAGCUGCACCAGCACACGGAGCAGCUGGUGCAGGACCAGUACGGCAACUACGUGGUGCAGCACGUCCUGGAGCACGGCCUGCAGGACGACCGCGCCAAGAUCGUGGCCUCCGUCAGGGGCAAGGUGCUGCCCCUCUCGCAGCACAAGUUCGCAAGCAAUGUUGUUGAAAAAUGUGUCACCCACGCCUCUAGAGCAGAGAGGGCAAUUUUAAUUGAAGAAGUCUGUACUUUCACCGAUGGGCCCCACAGUGCCUUAUACACCAUGAUGAAGGACCAGUACGCGAACUACGUGGUGCAGCGCAUGAUCGAGGUGGCGGAGCCCCCCCAGCGCAAGCUGCUGCUGCACAAGAUCCGUCCGCACGUCGCCUCCCUGCGCAAGUACACCUACGGGAAGCACAUCCUGGCCAAGCUGGAGAAGUACCUGCUCAAGAACGACCCCUCCACGCCACCCGCCAACGGUCCCAUAUAA
This is a messenger RNA of Uloborus diversus, 2997 nucleotides long. It is a transcript of the gene pum, whose product is annotated as pumilio homolog 2-like. Gene Ontology annotation, biological process: regulation of mRNA stability; miRNA processing. Gene Ontology annotation, molecular function: mRNA 3'-UTR binding. The record is from RefSeq and is a predicted model, not a curated record. Lineage: Eukaryota; Metazoa; Arthropoda; Arachnida; Araneae; Uloboridae. Gene Ontology annotation, cellular component: cytosol; cytoplasm.